This is a messenger RNA of Aphis gossypii (cotton aphid), 2545 nucleotides long. RefSeq lists its product as uncharacterized. Gene Ontology annotation, biological process: proteasome-mediated ubiquitin-dependent protein catabolic process; multicellular organism development. Bases 366 to 2309 code for a protein of 647 amino acids. Gene Ontology annotation, cellular component: cytoplasm. The transcript is spliced from 12 exons. Gene Ontology annotation, molecular function: ubiquitin conjugating enzyme binding; zinc ion binding; ubiquitin protein ligase activity. Lineage: Eukaryota; Metazoa; Arthropoda; Insecta; Hemiptera; Aphididae. The record is from RefSeq and is a predicted model, not a curated record.
CGAGUGCCGAACUGCCGACUGCCGACCGACCACCGACGUCCGACACGCAUUUAAUCAUUUUAUUUUUAUACUUCACGUCUUCACAGUUCGUAUUUCAGCAUUUGCGCAGUGCUCACGGUUAGAUUCAAAUGCCUAUGAAUUAUGAGCUUAUGACUUGUGAUGUUGAAAAAAAAUUUAUAAUGAUUAAUGAAUAAUAUUAUACUAAAUAGUAAAUACUAAGUACUGUGAUAGUAUGAUAGUAUGAUACAAUACAAUGAUAGUAUAAUAUACAAGUAUACCUACAAGGCUACAACUAUAAUCAGUAAGUACAUAGUUAUAACAUUCACUCAACGUCGGUAUGAUGUAGUUUUUAAACCAAGUCUUGUAUGAAAAUGUCUGCCAAUGAAGAUAAUUUUUUGGAUGUCCGACGACAUUAUGCAUUUCGGCCAUCUAAUUUGAUUGAUUUGGAAGAACUUGACCGUAUGGAAAGACCUAGUCGAGUUUUCAGUAGCCGUCAUCAUAUAUCAAUAGCUCCGGUGUUAACAGGUACAAAUAAUAUGGAACAAAAUGAGCAAUAUCGUAGAUCAAGAGAUUAUGCUAGCUUUUUUGAACAUUUAAAUGGUUCUACACGAAUUGGAGGGAGCACAGUAAAUGGAGAUGCUGCAAGAAAUCGACCACCUUUGGUUAGAUUUACCAUUACUGAUCCCGACACUCGGCAAAUAACAGCAGCUGGACAAAUUCCAUUGAAUAAUACAUCACCUAAUUCUCCAACAAGCACUCUACCUAUUACUGAUAUACCUGAAAUAUCAAUUGAUGUUGAAAGUAGUGAUGAUGAACCUUCAAACCUCAAUGUUCGGAGAACUAAUAUUGAACAAAGAAAUUCAGUGGACCACCAUAAUAGUACAAUAGCACCUACACAACAAUUGAGAACCCCUAGAUCUGCAAGAUGGUCAAGGAGAUUUAUAGAAGUAAAUCCUUAUCGUGUAAGGAGCAAUGCAGAAAAUAAUCACUUUGAUAGUAGUAGUAGCAGAGCAGUCUAUAGGAGUAUUCGUUUGUCAUCAAUAAACCGAGGCCAUAAUGAUCAUCCUUCUGUUAGGUCACAAACUCCAGAACAAGAGCUGCCUCGAUUACAAGAAUAUGUAUUGGAACCUGAAAACCCAUUUGAUGAAGACUAUCAUGGCCAUGAUAGUAUCUCAAGCAUUUCAUCUCAAAAUGAUGCUGAUUCUGGUGAUGAUAGAGGAUCUUCACAUUUUUCAAUUUCGGAAAACCAUAAUUCAAAUGCAGAUGAAGAAAAUAGAGAUGGUACUUUAGAUGUAUCUAAUGAAACUCCAAGAACAAGAGCUGUACCAUUUAUUAUGUCACCAACAUCAUUUAGUCCAUCACCUGAGUCUCCUCCAGAUACUCCAGAAAUACCAGCUACAAGAGUGAAUGACAAUUUACCGGGUGUGCCUAGAGCAAUACCAUUAAAUGUUCAUGAUACUAUCCUCUCUAAUCAAACAAUUGAAGAAACUGUACCAGUGCGUAAUGAAGAACAUCCAGAAACAUAUGAAGGCCUUAACGAUCAGUUAAUGCGUUUAUUUGAGUGUCCUGUAUGUUUUGAACAUAUUAUUCCUCCUAUUUUUCAAUGCCUACUUGGACAUUUAAUUUGUAACAAAUGUGUACUUAUGUGCGAAAAUUGUCCAACAUGUAGAAAUCCUUUCAAUUCAAAACGAAAUCUAUAUAUGGAAAAAGUUGGUUAUUUGGUAAAGUUUCCCUGUAAAAAUGCUCUAACUGGAUGCAAACAGCACAUGUUUGUUGCUCAAAAAGAAGUCCACGAACAAGAAUGUUGUUAUAGACAUUACCAAUGUUUUUUCACUAAUUGUGCUUGGAAAGGAUACUAUCCUGAAUUGCACUCUCAUAUGAUUAAUAAUCACAGUAACUUAAUUCUAACAGGAUCAGAACAGUCUAUUGAUAUUAUGUUGCCCAAUAAUAAUCAAACAUACAAGUGGUUUUUAAUAUCUCACGGUGAAUAUUUUGCAGUAAUCGCUCAUUCAACUAUACCACCUAGACGAGUAAAAAUCCAAGUAAAUUUUAUUGGACCAGCAGUUAAAGCAAAACAAUUUAAAUUUUCUGUACUCUUAAUUCAACAUAAAGAACACAAUGAUAUGUCACAAAAGAUAACGUAUGAGAGAUCAACUCUUCCAUAUUCAGAAAUCUAUGAGAUGUCCAACAACAAUGGUCUAAAAAAAGAUAUAUUUUCUUUACCUGGCGAAAUAAUAGAGCCUUUUAUUAAAAAAAGACGUCGUCGUCUACCAAUUAUUUUAAAAGUUGGCCCAGCAUCUAGUUUAUAAAUAUUAUUGAAAAAAAGUUUUGUAAUUUUUUUUUUUAGAUCUUCUAAAUAUUUAAUAUGUAAUUAAAUAUAAGUGUUUUAAUGUAUAUUUAUGUAUAAUAUGACAUUGUAUGGUAGUAAUUUUAUUCUUGUAUAAAGUAUUAUAAUAUAUAUUGUAUUAUAGUAAAAUAAAAAAGGUAUAAAACUGUAAAAACUAAACAUGGAUUAUAUGUAAAAUAUAUUCUCAUAAUUAAUGUA